Saprolegnia diclina VS20 is the source of this 1577-nucleotide messenger RNA. RefSeq lists its product as hypothetical. The coding region runs from base 42 to 1577 and encodes 511 amino acids. NCBI's taxonomy places the organism in Eukaryota, Oomycota, Saprolegniomycetes, Saprolegniales, Saprolegniaceae. The transcript has a single exon. Gene Ontology annotation, molecular function: protein binding. The record is from RefSeq and is a predicted model, not a curated record.
GUCUUCUCUUCGAGCAGUUUCCAGCGCUGGCCACACCCAAGAUGAUGGACCUUGUCGCCAUGUCAGGUGACCUCGAGCUUUUGAUGUGGCUCCAUGAAGCGGGUGCUAUAUGCUCCACCGCCGCAAUGGACGGCGCGGCAAUGAACGGCCACUAUGACGACGUCCUCUUUCUGCACUCUGCAAGGACCGAGGGCUGCACGAUCGCGGCGGCAACGGCAGCAGCCGUCAAUGGUGACGCGUCGAUCGUUCGCUUUCUUCUCGAGCAGCGCACCGAAGGCGUCGACCCAUCGCUCUGGUUUAAACCCCCGCAUCGCGAGCACUUGACGCACAGUGUACGUGGUGAGACGUACAUUGAGGCCGUCGACCUCGUUGCAGCGACCGUCGAGUUGACGGACCGGGCAUUCAAAACGAUUGUGGACAAGCGUGGCCUUGUGGUCCUUCAACUCGUCUAUUCGCGUGGGUACCUAAAGAAGAUGACCAAGCCGUUGCUGGAGCUGGCCGUCGCCAAGCAAGACCACGCAAUGCUGCGCUAUGUCCCGCUGGAGCUCUUGCACAAGAGCCGCCUGCGCGUCGGGUCGGAGCGAGCAAUCGUCUACGCGGCCUACCGCAGUCACAUGCACGUGCUCGACUGGCUGCAUACGAACCGACGCGAUGGCUGUGACCAAGACGCGAUGGCGCUCGCUGUCGCUACGGGCCGUCUUGACGUUGUGCGCUGGCUCCACGAGGUUUACGGUCUAUGGCGAACCCACGCUGCCUUGGCCACAGCAGCCUACAUUGGCCACAUGACAAUGGUGACAUACCUCUUGGACAUACCGACGGGUGGUGUCGAUUGUUGGACUGACCAAGUUGACAGCAACAGUAACAUGGGCGAAAUGCUGCCACCGCACGAUGACCAUCUUGGCAGCCCACAUGUCGACUACGUAGCAGGGUCGCCGACGUACUGGGCGGCGAGCCAAGGCCAUCUCGAGAUCCUUCAGCUGCUCGUCGCUCGCGACUAUGAAUUGCCGCUGGAUGCCAUUGAGAAAGCCGUCGCGAACGGUCACCUGUACGUUGUGCGCUACCUCCACGAAGGGUUCAGUCAGCGCUGCAACUACCAACACGUGCUGGUCGCUGUUCAGCAGCGCCAUGUCGACACCGUCGCGUACGUCCUAUCAAAUGGCUCUUGGCAACUUGAUGACGAUCUCUCAAACGACGAGAUCGCAAGUGAAGUAGCGUUGCACAUGCUGCUCGUGGCCACUGCACGCAGUGGUAGCCUCGACAUUUUGGCGCUUGUCCACGCUGCUUUUCCGAUACCAACGACGCUACCCGCUCGCGUCUCGGAGCGCAUGAUGAUCCGCGCUGCGUCCUACGGCCACCUCGACAUGCUCCGACAUUUGCACGACGUCUAUGGCUUUGGAUGGACUCCAAUGGUUGAAGAAGCAGCGAGACGUCGCGGUCGCAAGAAUGUACUGCGCUACUUGCAAACACUUGGGCCUGCGAACACCUCCGUCGACACUCAAGAUUGGUGGAAUGACGGUAUCGACGCGUGCUUUCCCAAAGCUAUGGUCGACGGCGUGAUGCGCGUGCGGUCUCUCUAA